AUGCCCUCUUUAAGGGUACCGAUAGAAGGGGGCACUGUGGACCUGUCAGAGGUGAAGCACCAGGUGGCAAGUGAAGUGGAUGGCGAUUUCAAGCUGGAGGGCAUCGCCGUCGAGGACAGCCCCUGCAGCGAGCCCUCGUAUCAGCGCCUGUCCAGCACUGAUGUCCAGGUGCAGCCCGGCCAGCACCUCUACCUGAAGGCUAGGUACACAGGCCGCAACUGGCUGAUGAACGCCCUGUUUCCCUGA
Monoraphidium neglectum is the source of this 246-nucleotide messenger RNA. RefSeq lists its product as hypothetical. Bases 1 to 246 code for a protein of 81 amino acids. The record is from RefSeq and is a predicted model, not a curated record. The transcript is spliced from 2 exons. NCBI's taxonomy places the organism in Eukaryota, Viridiplantae, Chlorophyta, Chlorophyceae, Sphaeropleales, Selenastraceae.